AUGUCGGAAGUUCGUAAAAGAAUAGUUAGUGAUACGGAAAGGCGGGAUGUCAGUGACGAUCAGAAGGAAGAUGUGGAAUCUGAAGACGAUGCGAAGUUGGAAGUCGAUGAUCUGGCUAAGACCUUGCCACAGGGAACAGAUCAUACACCUCACAUUUUGGACUCAGCUCUCUCUGGUUUAUCCGAUCGCUGGAGAAACUGGGUGAUCAGGAGUAUUUUUACCCUGUUUAUGAUCGCUGGCUUUUGUGGCAUUAUUUACAUCGGUCCAUUAGCAUUGAUGGCGACAACACUAGUUGUCCAAGUGAAAUGCUUUCAAGAGAUCAUUAACAUCGGCUAUGCAGUCUAUAGAAUCCACGGUUUACCAUGGUUCAGAUCUUUAUCAUGGUAUUUCCUAAUUACUUCCAAUUACUUCUUUUACGGAGAAAAUUUAAUGGACUACUUCGCUGUGGUGAUUAACAGAACAGAAUAUCUGCGCGUGCUUGUUACCUAUCAUCGUUUCAUUUCGUUUUGCUUGUACAUCGUUGGUUUUGUAUGGUUCGUAUUGUCUCUCGUGAAAAAAUAUUACAUGAAACAGUUUUCUCUAUUCGCUUGGACACACGUAGCUCUACUCAUCGUUGUCACACAGAGUUACCUGAUAAUUAAGAAUAUCUUCGAAGGCUUGAUAUGGUUCAUCGUUCCAGUUAGCAUGAUAGUGGUGAACGAUGUGAUGGCGUAUAUGUUCGGUUUCUUUUUCGGUAAAACGCCUUUGAUUAAAUUGUCACCGAAAAAGACUUGGGAAGGAUUCAUAGGCGGUGGUAUAUCAACGGUUAUACUCGGUUUGGUGAUAUCCUACGUGAUGUGUCAGUACCGCUACUUCGUUUGUCCGAUUGAAUAUAGUGAGGCUUUAGGACGAAUGACCAUGGAUUGCGAGCCGUCUUCGUUGUUCCAACUUCAGGAAUACACGUUGCCUAGUAGUUUACAAGUUAUAUGGAAAAUGUAUAGCGGAAAGUCGACGAUAACUUUUUAUCCAUUCUUACUUCAUUCGUUAUCAAUGUCAGUAUUCAGUUCCGUGAUCGGUCCGUUCGGAGGAUUUUUCGCUAGCGGUUUUAAGAGGGCAUUUAAAAUCAAGGACUUCGGUGAUAUUAUUCCUGGCCAUGGGGGAAUAAUGGACAGAUUCGAUUGCCAAUAUUUAAUGGCCACAUUUGUAAACGUCUAUAUAUCUUCGUUUAUUCAAACUGCGUCGCCUCAGAAACUUUUGCAACAGGUUUAUGGAUUGAAGCCGGAGCAGCAGUUGCAAUUGUUCCAGAGUCUAAGGGACUCGUUAGAACAUAAAGGUUUGUUGAAUUAACGUUCUAUUACUAAUGGUAAUCGGUAUUAGUAUAAGCGAAAUUGUUUUUAAAUAGCAAAAGGAACGUUCGAAGUGUCUCUAACGUUCGAAUAUCGUGCAAUGUAUGUUUAUGAAUUCAGCAUUAACGAUGUUAAUCGCAAUAGUAUACCGAAUGAAAUUAAAAGAAUCAAGUUCAUUUAUAAUUAAGAAACGUGCAACGCUUGCAGUUAUUUUGCAUUCCGCGUCGAACAGUCCAUUUUCUAAAGCGAAAACGGUACCUUUCUUUUUUAUUAAACUGUGAUGGUGAAGAGGAUAACGAUAGAAAUUUUAUUGUAUGUUUCUUUUUAUAUUAGUUAAACCAAAGAACGUCGAGUAUACUAUACGUUACAAAGAAACAAACUUCCAAUUUCGUACUAUAAAUACAUUUUUAAAUAGCUCGCUGAUAUUUCGAAUGUUUCUAAAAUAUCUUUUUAAUCAUUUUUCCUUUCUUCGAUAAGUCAUACACUUAUUGACGAAGAAGAUAAAUACGAAACACUUUUCUCAACUUUAGAUUAUACGAUACAUAUUUAAAUCGAUCAGAUCUCAAUAUAUUUUUAAAUCCUGAUUAUGCAUUUAAGAGCGGUAGUAAUAAAUACGAAUCUCGUACGUAAAAUUAA
This is a messenger RNA of Ceratina calcarata, 1961 nucleotides long. RefSeq names its product CDP-diacylglycerol synthase (gene Cds). The record is from RefSeq and is a predicted model, not a curated record. Gene Ontology annotation, cellular component: endoplasmic reticulum membrane. The coding region runs from base 1 to 1326 and encodes 441 amino acids. Lineage: Eukaryota; Metazoa; Arthropoda; Insecta; Hymenoptera; Apidae. Gene Ontology annotation, molecular function: phosphatidate cytidylyltransferase activity. The transcript has 10 exons.